AUGUUAUGCCUUAUAUUAAGAGAAUUAAAUUAUACGGAUUAUGCUCAAAUUUUAAAGUGGAAGAAGAAAUUAGAAAUUUUACAUGGCAUUGCAAAAAAUUUAGAGAAAAUUCACGAAUUAAAUUAUGUUCAUGGAGAUUUACAUAGUGGGAAUGUGCUUAUUUUUAAUGAAGAAUCGAAAAUCACAGAUUUGGGACUUGCAAGAUCUACAUCCGAUAAGUCAAAUUUAAAUGCAAGUGGAGUACUUCAAUAUAUGGCCCCUGAAAUAUUAAAUAAAAAACCUUACACUACUGCAAGCGAUAUAUAUAGUUUCGGUAUUAUUAUGACAGAAAUAACAACCCGAACGAUUUCUUAUGAAAACGAAUGUCAUAUUUCACUUGCAUUAGCAACACUUGCAUUAGCAAUUUGUAAUGGGCUACGUCCAAUAGUUGCUAAAGGAACACCAAAAUGUUAUGUUGAUAAAGUUAACCAAUGUCUCGAUGCUAAUCCAGCAAAAAGACCUUCCGCAAAAGAAUUAUGUAAUAUAAUAAAUAGUUGGCAAAAUAUUUCCUUUCAGGAAUUUAAUGAGGCUGAUGCAACAACCUCACACACUCCAGAAUGUUUUCAAUGGUUUGUCUGUAAUUCUUUUAACGUUUCUCAUCGUUCAAAGCAAAGAGAUAUUACAAAUUUUACGGGAUUUCAAGUUGAAGAUUCAAAAUUGAUGAAUCUUAGUGUUCAUAGUGUUCCGGACUAA
Funneliformis geosporum is the source of this 732-nucleotide messenger RNA. The record is from the annotation of a GenBank genome assembly. Lineage: Eukaryota; Fungi; Glomeromycota; Glomeromycetes; Glomerales; Glomeraceae.